Messenger RNA from Bactrocera oleae (olive fruit fly), 12888 nucleotides. NCBI's taxonomy places the organism in Eukaryota, Metazoa, Arthropoda, Insecta, Diptera, Tephritidae. The record is from RefSeq and is a predicted model, not a curated record.
AUUCAUAAAAAAAUCUAAAAAAAAAAACUUAAUUCAAAAUCCACAAAAAAUAUUCCGAUAAUAUAAAAAUAAAUAAGCUAUAAAGAGUCAUUUAAUCUAUUAUAUUGAUUAUAAAAAUUAAAUAAUGAAAAAUUAUUAAUAUUUAUUUUAAUCGCAAGUGGUUUUAUGGGAAAUUUAAGUGAAUUAGAAAGGUAAUAAAAAAUAAAAUAUAGUGGCUAAGAUCAAAGCUAUAGUAAGAAAAUAAAAUUUUGAGAAAUAAAUAAUUAUAAAAUAAUUAUAAUUAUCUUCAGCAGCAAGAGAAGCAUCAGGAUCAGGUCAGUUUGAGAAAGUGCAUAGCUUUUGAGUAAAAAAAUUAUACAAGUGUUAAAAAAUACAAAGUUUUUUAUUAUAUGGCAUUGAUGUUGUACAAAAGUUAAAAUUGCAAUUUUGGUGGAAGUUUUCAGCAACGAAGGUAUAUUUGGGGGGUCCGGGGCUGUGGUUGUAGCGCGUGCGUGUCCAAUAUCGUGAGUGUGUAUUGUGGUCUGUACUGCGCAAUUAGUAGUGUUCCGUCGCUCAGAUAUAGUUUAAUCGCGUCGUUUCCGUUCUAAUCAACUUGAUUCAGUUCAUUCAGGUUGUAACGACGGUUGAAGCCUCUAAUAAGCGCUGUCGACUUGCCUCUCUCCCUUUAAAAAAAUCGUUUAUGUUUUUGUGUGUUUGUUGAAAUCCAUAACAAAACGAGCUGCUAUAGUAAGUGCAAUAGAAUUCUUGCAUAUUCCGCCAUCGCCGGGAUGAGGUGUGCCUUUUGUUGCGGCAGCAUAAGCAGCAGCACCAAAACCGGCAGCAGCAACAGUAGCGGGAGCAGAAGUUCGGCAUGAAAUGGAAGCGGCCAUACGCUCAACAGUGCAGGUUGGUGGUCCACCACCCACAUCAGGUGGUCAACAGCAACAGCACCACCACCAACAACAACAACAACAGCAACGAGGCGGUAAUCCGCAGCAACAAUCGCACUUGCAUGAUAAUGGACCAUCGCCACAACAACAACAGCAACAACAGCAGCAGCAGUAUCAUCAACCACUUGGCAAUCUACCCACACACCUUCAUCAUCAUCACCAACCACCGCAAGCGCAGCAAUCAGCUGCACAGCAACAGCAACAAAAUAAUAAUAGCGGCAGUAACAGUGCGCAACAACAGCAUCAACAGCAACAACAACAGGCUAAUAUUUCAGCCUAUCAGCAGCGCAUGGCGUCUGGUCCAACGCAAAUUCACAGAUUUUACAGGCCAAUCGAUGGGUCGCAGUCAUACACGAAGGGCGGCGGCGCUCUUGGCCAGCAAUCUACUCACUCGGCCGCAGCAGCAGCAGCCGUCGCUGCCGCCGCCCAGCAACAAUUACAUCAGCAAAUGCAUCAAAUGCAUCAGCAACAUCAGCAGCAGCAUCAACAACAACAACAUCAACAGCAACAGCAUCAACAACAACAGCAACAGCAUCAACAGCAACAGCAGCAAGCUGCUCAGCAGCAUCACCAGCAGCAAGCCGCUCAACAACAACAGCAGCAGCAUCAUCUCCAACAUCAUCCGCAGCAACAGCAACAACAGACCGCCCGUUCAGCAGCUAGUCCUCUAUCACCACCACGACCCGGUCCAGGCUCAGCGGCCGCCGCCAACACGUACGCCAAGUUUGCGGAACUCAAUGCGGUGCGGGAAGCGCCGCAUCCCUAUAUCCAGCAAACUUCGUACGGUAUUGGUCCACCAGGCGCUCAAUAUCGUGACAACCCCUACACGCGAAUACCUCAGAUGGCGCCCGAUUUUCAACGAGCAGCAGCAGUUGCCGCAGUGGGUGGUAGCGCACAAGUGCCCGUCAGCGUUGUGCAAGUACCGGGAGGUGGUCUGCAGCCACCACCAUCUAGUGUUGGCAGUGGUUCCCACCUUGAAGCUUUACAUUUCGCACACCAACAGCCAUCUUCAGGACAACAAGGAGUCAAUGCAGCUCAUGUGCUUAGCAGUGCAAACGUUGGAGGCGGUAAUGCAGCAGCACCUCUCAAUGCAAACAAUGCAGCGGGCAAUGUCAACUUAAUACGCCAGCGAAUAAUACUGCCAGCGCAUCACUAUCCCAGUGAGUAUCUGGCGAACGCUAAUGCUGUAGCGGCAGCGAAUGUGCGCAGCCAGCAGCAGCAUCAACAGUUGCCACAGGCUCCACCUGAUCCGGGGGGACAGCCUUACAAGAAAAUGCGACUGACAGAAACUACGGCAAAUACAGUCAGCAACUCAAAUCACCUGCCACCUAAAGUUAUGAACGCCGCGCAACCUCAGCCACGUCAGCCAUCACCAUCUGCUGCAUCGCUGGCAGCCGCGCAACAACAACAUCAGAAGAUCAUUGCUGGAGGUAAUUUUCGUAACAAUGCAUCACAAAUAUUGCACCAGUCUGUUCCACAUUCGCAUUUGACAGUGGUUUCAAGCAGCCACGUGAUUAAUACCCAGCCACCUCCCUCAGCGAUGCAACAGUUGAAAGUGGAUACCCAACCAGCAAUGUUGACAUCAGCGGGCACACCACCUAGUAAUCGCAGUAUUACAGGUACAGUGAUGGGUGGAAGCAGUGGUAUUGGCGGGGUUAGUGUUGGUGCUGGUGUCGGCGUCUUAAACGCUCCGCCAAACGAAUCUUUUUUGAUAGCAAGUAGUGGCGCGGUUGCACCUCCCGUAAAAUCUUCGUCCUCUUCUGAGGGAUACCAUCCGCAAGUCGAAGCCAUCUCACCCACACUGCCAAACGAUAACGUUGAGGAGCGUGGCAGCGCCGUAACGGAGGAGCUGUUAACGCAAAUACAGAAGGUGGACGCAGAUAUACAGAGUGCAGAAAAUACGAUGGAGAUGUUGCGGAAGAAGGAAAAGGGCCUCAAUGACAAAGUCAUACUGAGUAAACAACAGCGUGAGCAGGAAAUACUUGCUGCUGAGAAUGAUGAUGCAGUAAAAAUGGAGCAUACUUGGAGACUGCAGACAUUGGCGCAAAAAAUAUACGAGGCGAACCGUAAAACGGCCGCCGCGCAACAUUCCAUACUCAACCAUUGCGGUAACCGCAUCACAUUGCCGUUGUAUAAUCAGCCGUUGGAUGUAGAGCUCCUGUCGACGUUAAUUAAACGGCAUCAAACGAUAGUGCGCACGCCAUUGCUGGAUCACAUAUGCAAACUGAAACAUGAGCGUUGGGAGCACAAUAACGUUUUGGUGGAAACAUAUGCGCAGAUGUCCAGUGAGUGGCAGAAGCGCGUUGAAAAGUCGGAAGGCAGUGCGAAGCGAAAAGCACGGGAGGCUAAGAAUCGCGAGUUCUUUGAGAAAGUCUUUACGGAGCUGCGUAAGCAACGUGAGGAUAAGGAGCGCUUUAAUCGCGUUGGUUCACGUAUCAAAUCUGAGGCCGAUUUGGAGGAAAUCAUGGACGGUCUGCAAGAGCAGGCAAUGGAGGAUAAGAAGAUGCGUUCAUAUGCCGUCAUACCACCACUGAUGUUUGAUGCUCGCCAACGACGUUGCGUCUACCACAAUGAGAACGGCUUCAUUGAGGAUAUGGUUGUGGUUCAUAAGGAGCGACAGACACUGAAUGUGUGGACUGCAGGAGAAAAAGAGAUUUUUAAAGAAAAAUUCUUACAACAUCCGAAGAAUUUUGGAGCCAUAGCGGCCAGUUUGGAUCGCAAGUCAGCACAGGACUGUGUACGCUAUUACUACCUCAGCAAGAAAACGGAGAAUUACAAGCAACUGCUCCGCAAGUCACGGCAACGAACCCGAUCGUCACGAAACCCGCCAAAGGCACAACAGCAACAGACACAGUGUAUUAUUGAUUCACUGACAACAGGCGUUACAACCCGCUUGCAACGUGAACAGCAACAGAAGACAGGUGGACGUUCGGCUGCAGCGGAACGAGAACGCGCUGAACGAGCAGAGCGUGCCGCGGAACGUGCAGCAGCAGAUGCGGCGAAAGCUGCAGCAACUGCUCAUGCUAAGUCUACUAACAAAGGAGACAAUGGUAACAAUGCUACAGCGGCAGCAUUCGAAUCGACCAUCGCCGCAGACACGACUGAAGUAGCCAAAGGCAAAGCGAACGCUACAUCCCCUGCAGCACAAAAAUCCAACAACACGUCCAAUAACAGCAACAGCAUAACUGUAGCUAGCGGCAUGGCAGCAGCGCCUUCAAAAGCUGCCGAAGUUGACAAAGCUUCUGAAAGCUCAUCAGCUGGUCAGCAAGCAAUAACAGCAACGAUAGAUGCCGCAAAUAGUGGUACUGCGGCGAAAGCGAAAAGCGACGAUACGAAUGCUAGCGAAGCAAAUUCAAAAAGUACAAUUUCAACUUCGGCGCCAACUACCACAACCAUCAACACAAGCAUUAAUGUCUCAAAUGUGGAUGAAAAUAGCAGAAAGUCGGCAGCAGCUUUCGUAGCAGUGGCGGCAAAUAGCGAAAUGGAUGUGGAUAGUGAAAAGCUGAUGGACGAAAAGAGUGUCGUUGUUCGCAGCAUUGGUAGUGACACUAAUGUUCCACCAACGGAAGCGAACACCUUUAGCGUCACAAAUGUCGUGCCUGGCAUAACACAUCAUCCGCCUGGUGUCGUUCCGAAUGGCAUAAAAACCAUUUAUGCUACCACAAUGGCUCAGGCGGGGGCUGCAGCUAGCGCCAAUGAAGAUGUGAAAAUGAUUGCUGUGGCCGAUAAGAUCGGCGCAGCAGCAACAGCAGCAACAGAAGCAAUGGACGCGGUUUUAAAUACCUUAGAUGCUGUCAGCGGUAUUAAGGUGGGCGCCGGAAAUAGUGUGGCCACGCCCACUACCUCAACAACCGCUGGCAAUUUUCUUGGGCAAAAACUCAAAGCGGCGCAAGUGGAAGGCAUUGGUGCCGGUAAUGAUGUCAACUCAGAUGUUAGUGAUCCAAAACGGAAGCGUCUCGAUGUCACGACGAACAUAGAUGGUUCCCCCAUAAAUUCCUCCUCUUCCUCCUCCACAACUACAAAAAAUAACAAUAACAACGCUUCCUCCUCCUCCAUGUUAACCAGUACUACUACGAAUAUACACGCACUUAGCGGUAACCCUGCAAACAACAAUAACAAUGUUGUGGAUGUUUUAAGUGGAGCUGGCGUGGUGAUAUCCACACCCCUCGUCGAUGUAUCGCUCACAACAACAUUGACUACGAAUGUUGCGGCGACGCCGGCUUCCAAUGGCAGUGGUGGUACCGUCAACGCCACAGCAGCAUCAAUAACAUUUACAACGACUGAAGGCAACAAUGCUAUCGACGGCAAAGAUAAAUUGGCUAUAUGCUUCGUUUGCAAGGCAGAGGCUUGUCCUCGUACACGUCCUCUUAAGAAGGGUCGCGGCCAACAGUACGGCAUUCCAGAUGAUACAAUACCGGUGGGAGCGCGAGUCUGUAACUCGUGUCAAUGUAAAUCGGUACGUAAUCGUUAUACCAAUUGCCCCAUUCCGACGUGUCCGAACCCGAAAGAUCGCGCUAAACGUCUACACAACAUUCCGGCACGUUUGUUUGAACUGGCGUCCGAUAUACAAGAUCCCAUCUUUCAAGAGUUUCAAAUACCACCGCAGGCAACACGUUGUUGUUCGGCUUGUCUAAUGCGUAUACGGCGUAAAUUGGAUCUUGAUCCGCAAAUAAACCUUACAGACGAAGAUCGUCGAAUGGAUGGUGAUGAAUCUGAUGUAAGUACUUCGUCGUGCGAUGAACGAGAAGUUGGUGGAAGUGAUACUGCUUCUGUGGAGAGCCCAGAGUCACAGCGACAUAACUCAAUGACAAAGGAUGUGCAAAAGCUCCAGACGCCGAUUACAGCUAGUGUUUCCACUAAUGCAGCGGACACUACAACGGUGACUAUGACAUCUGCUGGAGUUAAAGCCGAUGAACGUUUGCUACCACCACUGGGACAAGCGCCAAAAAAGCAAAAGACAUCCGAGGAAUAUGAUUCGUCAGCUACUGAGACUGCAGACGAGGAAAACGAAAAUUCGCCAGCGAACCGUCAAAGUCCCAAAGUUAUAUUAAACAGUAGUGGGUUGGGUAGUCAAGGCAACGUUGGACUCGCACCACCAAUAGCAAAUGCCCAACAAAUUCACGCUGUUCAACUGAAUGGACCACCACAGCCGGCCAUGGGAAUGCCUCCACGCGAACAAACUGGUGCGAAUGUGCAAGAUGUUUUAUAUUCAGUAAUUGAGCUGUCGCUUAAGACCAAGGGUCCGCCGCCAGUGAAAAUGCCCUCACAAAUGCCGAAUGCGGCGCCUAUGCAUAGCGUGAAACCGAUCAUGGAACCCAUACGCAGUCGGGGAGAUCUUAGUAAUAACAAUAAUAAUAAUUCUAAUAACGAUGUUACAAUAGUUGGUGAAUUCCGUAAUGAGGGAGCUAUAGUAAAGCAGCAAGCUCAUGGGCAACCAAUAGGUUUGAAUGCACGUCAAUCAAAUGCAUCGGUUCCAAAUACUGGGCAAGGUCCACCAAGUAGCCAAGGCCCGCCUGGUGCUAUUGUGCACCCCGAAAAUUUAGCAACAAUAUCUGUUGUGAACUCUCAUUUAUCUCACCAACAUCUUCCCCCACAUGGCAUGUUACAUCAACAUGAAAUCAAGGCGACUAUAACACCCGUGGUGAAAUCUGGAAAGACGCUAUCCUCAACACAGCAGCCACCAGAUGUAAUUCGAUAUGGAAUGUCUAGCGUUGGUGCUCAACAACUUCGGAACAACGAACCAGAACCUCAGACUCUUGACCUUUCAAUAAAGAAACCUGCUCGAGAUGGUCCCUCACCGCAUUCAUCCAACAGCGGUACGAGUUCGUUGAGCACGGAUAAUGGGCCCCGCCAUCAACCACCACCAGGUGCUGUUAAACAUGUCGGCAACGCUGCAUCCAUAUAUCGUGGUCCAGAUCUAGGCCCUUCAAACCCAACGUAUUUAUAUCAUCCACAUCCGGCAACAGUAGGUAAAGGAGCACAUGGUUCCGUCUACAUGCCUCAAGUACCUGGUCCCAUAAUACAAGGUGUCGUGAGUGCACGAUCUCAAGCGAGCGGCGGACAACCGCCACCGCAACAGCCGCCUCUGUCCACGCACCAGACCCACAUGCAGUUACAACCGGGAGUAGUAAGUAAUAGUAGCAAAGGGGGUGGUAAAAUGGCGCCGAAAUUAAGUCCGCAGCUGAUACAUGGACCAUCUUCCCACACUACAUCAGCAUCACCAUCACAACUACAGCAACAACAACAAAUAAUGGUUGGUCCGAAAGGCUCCAUUACACAUGGUACGCCAGUUAAUAAUGCCCAACAAAUUAUCGUACAUCCAUCGCCUGCGACACUGAGCCCUAAGUUUGAGAGUAUAUUGAGGCAGACUCCUCCUUCUGGUGUUGAUGCAAACAAUAAAAUUGGCUCCAUAACCCAGGGCACACCUAUUCACUUGCCUUCACACCACAUGGAGAGCAAACGUUCAUACGAAUAUUAUAAAACGUCGCAGCGCCAAAGUCCAGCACAACAGCAGCAAAUUCCAGUGGUUGGUCAUCCCGGUGUGUUGCCACCUCCGCAACAGUCAUCGCCACAAGCACCGCAGCCCCAGGGCUAUGGUGGCAGUUCGCCUUAUGCACGUUCACCAUAUUCCGUUGACCAGUCGUCAGUACUGAGCACACGUCAGAUAGUGUUGCAUGACUAUAUAACGUCACAGCAAAUGCAAGGUCAACAGCGUAACGUAUCCCGUGGCAGCAGUAACAGUGCCGGUGGAGGAGGCGGUGGGUCGGACAAAGAGUCUCCAUCGCCUCGUAAUAGUGUUAGUGGACCAGCCAGCGCACUGGUAUUCUACGACAAGGACCGUGGAAGAACUGAGUAUUCGAGUCGUGCCUCGCCUGCUGAACAUGUGAACAGUACUCCCAGCCCUCAUCGCACACCACCUCCCCCACGACAAGGGGUAAUACAACGCCAUAAUACUGGCUCAAAGCCGCCAUCACCUGCAACAAUGCCUCAAAAUCGUUUACAUGUGAUGCCACAUAACUAUCCGCCAGCUGGUCAUGAUGCGUUCUCCUCGUUCGUGGAUGUUGCCGUACAGCAGCCACAACUACCAGUGCCAUCGCAACAGAAGGAAGAGAAACAACUGCGACAUGAAGCGCCACAGCCACCAUCGCAUCAACAACAUUCUUCUCCGAACCAACCGCCUCCCACUCAACAGGAAAUUCGCUACCAAAUGAUGCAGUUAAACUAUCAUCAGCAGCAACGCGCAGCGGCUGCGGCAGUAGCUGCUCAACAACAUCACCAAUAUCGCCAACAGCAGGCUGCGGCGAGCGUUGCAGCUAAUGCUGAUCUCCAGCGUCGAAUGCAUGCUAUCGAGCGGGAUCGUGAUUUACAGCAGAAGCGCGACCGAGAGCGUGAAAAAGAGCGUGAACAGAGAGAACGUGAGAGAGAACGCGACCGUGAUCGUGAACGAGAACGGGAACGCAUGGCGGAAUGCAUUGCUGCGAACGAGCGUGAUGCAGCUGGUCGACGCAUGACAGAGCGCAUGAGUGCAGUUGCAGCGGCCCAGCAUUAUAUGCGAGGGGGACCCGAAACUGGACCACCGCGUGCUAUACCCGAUCGAGAAAGAGAUAUGACAACACAGGACAGUACAUUGUCAGCGCAGGUACUAAUUGAUGCAAUCAUAAAGCAAUCGAUCAUACAGGGCAGCUCGGAACCGAAUCCAGCCAAUAUGAACCGACCAUCAUAUUAUAACUCGCGUGAAUUGCCUCCCUCAGUACGACAACAUCCUGGUGCCGCCUCACUGGCCGCAGCCGAGAAUAAUGGCAAGGCGAACUCGCCGAGUGUCAUCAACAUCGACUUGGACAGCGAUCGUGCCAGCAGUAGUAGUAAUCAACAUGAAUCGCCAAGUUCUAGUGUAGUGAAUUCGCGUGGUAGUAGUGUUUCUCAUAUAAACCGUGGGGGUCUUCAGAAUAGUGGACCCCCUGGUGGUUUAUCUACUCAGCAAGGCGUUUCAUUACUGCCCCCAACAUCCCAAGCACAGGUACAGGCACAAAAGCAGCCGCAAAUACUGAAGACGAAUAUCACCUUCGGCGAGUUGGCGGAUUCAAUUAUAGCGAAUGAUUAUUGUCCGAACCCGAUGCAGUUACGACCACAUGUCAGCUAUAUGCCCUACCUGCAGGAGCAGCAGCCGAUGGUGAUGACUGAACAUUGGACAAAAUAUAAUAGACGAAUGCAACAGAAGGAUGUAGAAGCGGCCGCUGUGGCCGCGGUUACUGAACGAAAUAAGGCAGCUGCCACACAAAACAACAGUAGCGGGGUUACGGUUAGCACCAGUGGCGCCUCGGGCCAUCAAGGUAAUAGCGGUGUAUCGGCGCCUGGCAGUGGCCGUUCCAAUACACCGGCUGAUGAGCGCAACAUUAUUCGAAUGCAGCAAACGGUGAGUCCGCGGAAAUAUGAUCUGAUGAUGCAGCCACCACAUGAUCAGAAUGUAGCUGCAGUUGCUGCCAGUCAUUAUUACCACCCGCAUGGUCCAACACCGCCGUCUAGCGUCGCACCAUCUAUGAGUAUGCAUGCACGUAGCAGUAGCGCGGGUAACGGUGGUUCGUCGUCGAUAUCUUCACCUCAUGAUCAACGUAUGACAGGUGGCAAUAGUGGUAGUGGAAGUGGUGUUGGUAUUAUACCAUCUAGCGGUUCAGUGACACAAAACCAUCCAUUCGACACAAUGAAGUAUGUGAAAAAUCGCAUUGUGGAAGUGAUGCGCACCGAGGAUGAAGAAAUGCAGCAUCAGCAUGCGCACAACGAUCUUCGCGGAGGCAAGGACCUGCACGAUGGAACAGUUGGUAACACAAUGCGCAAAACACCCAAUCAGUACGAUGAUGGGCGCGAAAAUAGACGAGUGUCGGCAGUAUCUUCCAGUGGUAAUAGUGGUGGUAGCAGCAACAACGAUGCACAUCACAGCAUAGUAUCUUCACAACCGCCACCAUUAGGUGCAUAUCAGCCUCAACCGCCGGUCACAACAUUUGCCACAACGACGUACGCAUAUCCGUAUAGCGCGCUUAAUGUUCCGAGUUCAGUAGCAGGUUUAGCACCUUCUUCACAAAUGACAACAUCGCAAUUAUCAUCGUUGGGACAUCAGGCACCAACAUCACACAUUGGCAAACAGCCAUCCAGUCAUUCGAUGAGUAUCACUGGCAGUGGGGGUGUUGCCAUGACAGUUUCUGGUGGCGUCUCAGCAUCAGGAGGGGCGACCGCAGUCGAACCGAAGCCGCUAUUGUCGGCGCAAUAUGAAGCACUCAGCGACGAAGAUUAGUUGUGACUGCAGGCGUCUGGACGAACGCCACAACAACAACCGAUACAGAAACAUCAGCAGCAGCAACAACAGCCUGCUCCACAAAUUUGGCAUUGUGAGAGUGAACGCAUUCGGCAGCAGCAACAACACUUGCAACAACAAAAACUACAGCAACAGCAGCAACAUUACCAGUUGCAAAAUAAUCGCAAUUACAACAACAGCAAUUGCAAUAAUAAUAGCAGCAACAACAAUCACUAUUACUAAAAGAAAAACUGACUGAGUGAGAGUGUGCAAGAGACAUAUUAAGAGAAAAACAACCAUAGAUAUGCAACAAGGAUUUUGCCGUCUGCCCAAGUCCAUGCUUCAUUGUCAUCAAACUUAAAUUUGCAUUAAAAAACUAAGCGCCGUAACUGAUGUAUUACCAGUUGUCAUGGCAUAAUUCAAAUUAAUAGUCCAGUAAUCGCCUGCGGAAAAAAAUCUGAAAUUGUAGAUAUAAAUAGCCUUUACCAGUACAUAUUUUAAUUGUAGACAGACGGUUAAUGGGUAACAGUAAUUGUAAUAGUUUAACAGUUUCAGGCAGUUAUAACUUCGAAGAAUAAGAACUAAAAUAGAAAGCAAAUAUUUUUGUUUGAAAUUUUUCAACAUAAAAUUAAUAGUCAAGUUAUAUUUUAAUUUCAAGCGAGUACUUAUGCACUAAGCACCAAAUUUUCAAGAACUAACAAACAUUGUUUUAUAAAACAGGGCAGUUAAAUAAAAUAAAUUUAUAUACCGCAGCAUUCUCAGAUACACUCAUGAACUUUAAUAUAUUAACCUAUAUAUGCCUGGACUUUUAACAAACCAAAUUCACUAAACUAUAUAAAAAUUUAUAAGUGUGAAAAUUAAAUUAAACUCGUAAAAACUUUAUAAAUAUAUUGAUUAAAAGGGAGCUGGUUAAAUGCACAUGAGUAUUCCAUACAUUUCCAUACAGACCUUCACAAUCAUUAAAUGACGCAACUUUGAUAUAUUCAAUUAAUUGGAUUUUUAUUAUUUUAGUUUAUUUUAGCUGAGUAGCUUUGAAACUACUCAAUCUUGCUAUAGAUAGAACAUACUUUUAAAAGCAGCAUUAAAAUUUUUUCGCAGUUUUGACAGAAAUAUGAACAAAUAAACUGUUUUUCGGUUCAAAUACACAUAAGUUCGCUGUUAACAAAAAUCAUUUCUUGCGAAGUAUGUUUUCGUGUUUUGUAAUUUUUCUUUGGCCAGCUCAUAUAAAUCUGGAAUCCUCUGAAAAAUGCUUAACGUUACAGAAAACGGCAAAUUGAAAUGCAAUAAUACAAUCAACGCUCUAAAUUCACCACAUAAUAACUGGCAAGCUAAAGCGAGCAAUGAAAACACAAAAUACAUCUCAGUUUUGAUGGUAACGAUGUUUAAAAACAAGGCAUAAUUUUUGGCACUCUAAACUCUUUUUAUGUUGACGAUUUUUUGCUUGUUUUCGAAAAAAAUUAAUUGUGAUCUAUCAUGAAAUAAAGGGUCGAAUUACAAUUUGUAAGACUCAUUAGAUAAAAGGCAAGAAUCAAUCAUUAAAUAGCUUCAGCUCAAAAUUAAUAUACAUUUGGUUUAUUAACAUCUUCAGUCAAGACUAAUUUGUGCUAUUUUCGACAUUACAUUGACAGUACAUGAGAUGAAAAAUAUAUAUAUAAAAACGCUAAGACUUAUGCAACAAAACAAACAAAUAGAGUAAAGAAAUAUAAAAAUAAAAUGCAAAAAUUGAUGAUUUAAUAAAAAGAAAGAGUUACAGUUAUAAGCAACAUUUAAGAUUAAAGUAUAACUAACUUAUUUAUUUAAAUGAGAGCAAAUGGUUUUGAGUAAAAGCACCUUGCUGUGGAGCGCGGAAAAGAGUUAAAAAUAUAUACUUAUAUAUAAUAUAUAUAAACCAUUUAAGCUUUUCUAUUCUACAAUAUAUUUAAAUAAAAGUAAAAUUAUACAAAUGUAAAUCUAAUUUAAAUUAUGUAAACAUGAAAUUGAAGAUAUAUAUUUGUAUAUAUAAAUUUAUAAAAAAAUAAUAAUGAGAGACGACGAAACGCUUAAGUUUUUGCUAUUCAUACAAAACAAAAAAGAAGAAAACCCAAAUACAAUAAAUAAUUAUAUUUAAAAUUUACAUAUAUACUACUUAGUUAAAGAAAAUAUAAUGAAUGUUGCAUAAAGCAUGAUUGUAAAGAAUCCCAAAAUUUUAAGUAAGGUUGGAAACGAGGAGUAAAGAAUUUAUGAAUCAAAUUAUUAGUCAGGAUAUAGUGAGAGAGGGAAAAAGCUGUGAAAGUUGAAAAUUUGGACUCAUAUAUUUAAUUUACGGCUUGUUGGCUUGGAGGAGCUAAUAAACCAAAAGCGAAAUGGGCAAAUUAGUUGGAGGAGGGAGGAAAUUGUGAAUAUAAAUGUAACUGUUAUCUUGUAAUUCAGAAAAAUUAGUUUCCAGCAGGACAGCAUAAAACGUAGCCAACCACAUUAGGGUAUGGAAAAAUAUGGAAAAAAGUUUGAGGAAUAUAAAAAUAAAAUGAAAGUAAAAACUUUUGUGACUAAAUUAUAUUAAGCUUGUAAUUAUGUCUUAAGUAGUAAGCUUACGGAAACAUGCUGAAUAUAAUACAAGUUUAGAAGCGUGUGAAAGAAAAUAAAAAAAUAACAAAUGAAUGUGAAGGAUAAAAACAUACAUUAAAUUCAAAAUUG